This is a messenger RNA of Podarcis lilfordi (Lilford's wall lizard), 492 nucleotides long. Lineage: Eukaryota; Metazoa; Chordata; Lepidosauria; Squamata; Lacertidae. The record is from the annotation of a GenBank genome assembly.
AUGCUGCUACCACGACUGACGUCUCAGAUAGCGAGGGCCUCUCGAUUUGCAGAACGCUUUCAGUCGAGAUCAGCCAUCUCGCUUCUGGUUCCUAGACUCGCUUCUGCAAAUUACAGCACACUUCCUUCAAACAGAAAUGGAGCCCAACCCCAGCAGUGGUACGCAUUGGACCCUGAGCUGGAAGAAAUCCUGGUGCCAAGGAAGAUGUCAAUCUCCCCCCUUGAAAGCUGGCUGAUGGUCCAUUAUGUCCUCCCUAAAGGUGGAGGCACCGUCAAUGUUUAUGUCUCUUCCCAGGGUGCAGAGGCUGAGGAUGACAGCGAAGAGGGGGGAGGCGAGCUGAACAGGGGCAAAAUGGAAUGCAAGAACGUUUUGAAGAUCCGGGGAAGGAAGAUGAACAGACACAAGUACAGGAAGCUGAUGAAGCAGACAAAGUUUUUGCAGAAGAAGGUCAGGGAAGGUUGGUGCCGGAGGAAACAAAAAGGGUUUGAAUGA